AUGAAGGAUAUUGUUAAGCAUGUGGUGCUAAAGGCCCACCCGUGUCCGGAGUGUGGCAAAUCCUUCAGCAAGAAGGGAAACCUGAAGAGACACCAGUGGAUCCACACAGCAGGUGAGCUCUUCACCUGCAGGGAGUGUGGCAGGCACUUCACCACCCAGGGCCACCUCAGAGCCCACCAGAGCAUCCACACGGGAGAGAGGCCCUUCUGCUGUGGGGAGUGUGGGCACUGCUUCCACCUGGAGAUAUGCCUGGCUGCCCACCAGAAGACACACAGCAAGGGUGGUCCCUACCUCUGUGCCCACUGUGGCAAGAGCCUGAGCACAAAGAUCUACUUCAACAUCCACAUGCAGACGCACGCAGAGAAGAGGCCAUUCGCCUGCACUGAGUGCGGGAAGAGCUUUGUGAAGAAGGGGACUCUCACCACCCAUAGGGAUAUCCACAAGUGGGAGAAGUCCUUCAAAUGCUCUGACUGCAGUAGGUGCUUUGGGCAAAGUGCCACGCUGCUGGCCCACCAGAAGAUCCACCUCUGUGGGGGGCCUUUAAUUUGUACUGAAUGUGGGAAGAGCUUGAGCACCAAGAGGUAUUUCAGUGUCCAUCAGAGGAACCAUACUAAGCAAAAGCUGCUCAAGGGACACAUCAGUGAUGUGCCUUUCCAGGUCAUCCAAAUUAAAGAAGAGCCUGAAUUUACCUUCAGGUCAGAAGAGAAUAUGUUAGAGAAUACUUCCCAUGAAGGAGAAGAAGCCCAGGGGUGUGGCAUGCGUAGAAACUCAUCUAAUCCAAAAAGCCCUCCUUGGAAAAUCCAGAAGGAACUGGAAGCACCCACUCAUGACACUAUAGCCUGCCAGGAGCUUAACAACAAGGAAGAGCCACGAGAAAACCCAGACUAUGGAAAGUUCUUCAGUCCACAGGGGAGACAGCCUAAAAAGGAAGAAGAUGCUAAUGUGCAGCAUGAACAGGAGGUCCCUAUAGCCAGUGACCAGGUGUUCCAUCUGAAGGAAGAACCACAGGAAAGCAUUGAGUUUGGGAUGCAUUCUGGGCAAUCAAACCUCAGUGCUGUCCAGAGGAUGCAGAUUAAAGAGGAACAUGGUGUGAAAGCCAACUACCAGGAGGGACAGAGCCCAGAGAAGAAGCAGAAGAAAUGCUAUCAGCUCAACAAAGAAGGAGUGUUGGAGAAUCGGGAGAAAGCCAUAGGCAAGAAAGAUGCCUCAGCAAAAGGAGCUCCCAAGGGCGAACAGAUAUUCCCCUGUCCUGAGUGUGGGAAGAGCUUCAAUCAGAAAUCCAACCUGACCAGACAGGAAGAUCCACACAAGUGA
Messenger RNA from Indicator indicator, 1314 nucleotides. Its product is annotated as zinc finger protein 501-like. The coding region runs from base 1 to 1314 and encodes 437 amino acids. Lineage: Eukaryota; Metazoa; Chordata; Aves; Piciformes; Indicatoridae. The record is from RefSeq and is a predicted model, not a curated record. The transcript has a single exon.